Messenger RNA from Dentiscutata erythropus, 441 nucleotides. Lineage: Eukaryota; Fungi; Glomeromycota; Glomeromycetes; Diversisporales; Gigasporaceae. The record is from the annotation of a GenBank genome assembly.
AUGGAUGUGAAUGACCAAAAAUCGUACCUUCAAUAUCAUAAUUGUGAUCAUAAAAUUGAAAUUACUUCUGCUUUAUUAGACGCAAUGAUGAAGUCAUAUAAAACUGUCAAUCCAAUACACCAAACGGUAACUUUCUCUACGAGCGAUAACACUGAGUACUCAAGCAUCCCCGAUCAAUGGCAUCAUCAAUCUUCACUAUUCCCAUAUAUUAAUUAUGAUAUUGGAGCAUCAUGGGCAUUCCCCUCACUAUCUGUCAUAGAUCCAACCUACUCUUGUACUUUAACGCCAUCUAAUACUUUCAUACCAUAUCAAGCAGUUUCAGCACAAUUUCCCAUUACUAGUCCUCAAUUUACUUCUUGCGAGAGUAACUUUUAUCCGGCAGAUCUUAGUCCAUCUACUAUUAAUCACCAAUUUGACAUCUAUAAUACCGACUUUGAUUGA